This is a messenger RNA of Centrocercus urophasianus (Greater sage-grouse), 999 nucleotides long. It is a transcript of the gene PLAC8, whose product is annotated as placenta associated 8. The coding region runs from base 519 to 860 and encodes 113 amino acids. The transcript has 5 exons. Lineage: Eukaryota; Metazoa; Chordata; Aves; Galliformes; Phasianidae. The record is from RefSeq and is a predicted model, not a curated record. Gene Ontology annotation, biological process: positive regulation of transcription by RNA polymerase II.
UCUCGCUGUUCACCACGUCAUUCCGUUGUUGUUUCUUUUGCCUUGUUAAAGUAGACUUGCCUUACAACGUCUUCCCAUCUAAAAUACUAAAUCACAACUAUCAACCACAACAUUUAAGGACUACUGCAGUAUUGCAAGGAAGCAUUAACAGAAUAUUUUGUGUAAUUACUUUUUCAAAUCGCUAUUUUCCUACUUUCCCCUGCUCAGCGAAUGGCUUAAUGCAAAAUGUUUGCCACGUCCUACUUGGGGAACGAGGGACGCCGUUAUAAAGUUGCUUUACGGGCAGGCUGCUCCUUGCUUGCAGCUUCGUCCCGUUGCUGCAGGUGUCGGGGCUCCACGUGCAGGGUCGGCAGCACCGCGGCUCACUAUCGGUUUCUGUUCUGGGCUCUGAGUCUACCCGCGGGACAGGGAGGAGCUCUGCAUUCAUUGGGGGAGAAACAAAUUUGUUGCAAAACGCCCGCUGCCUGGCAUCACUUUCCUCCUCGUCUCCGUCGGUGCACCGAGCCUGGCUCUCGACGAUGGCCGUCCCCACCGUGGUGACCCUGCAGCCCCAGGCGAUGGCCAGGACCACCAGCGCCAGCCCUAUGUGGCAGACGGGGCUGAUGGAUUGUUUCACCGACUGGAGCGUCUGCUGCUGCGGGCUGUUCUGCUUCCCCUGCUUGGCCUGCACGGUGGCCGGCGACAUGAACGAGUGCUGCCUCUGCGGAACCAGUGUAGCCAUGAGGACCCUGUACCGCACCCGCUACAACAUCCCGGGCUCCAUCCUGGGUGACUUCUGCUCGGUGCUGUGCUGCCCCAUGUGCUCUCUCUGCCAGCUGAAGAGAGAUAUUGACUAUCGGAAAGAGCAGCGCACCUUCUGAUGCUGCUCCCCUGCCUGUGAAGUUGAUGCUGCCCUCUAGGACUGUUUGGUUUGCUGUGGCUUUUCUUUGUUUUUUUUUCCCCAGUGAUUUCCCCCCCCCCUUCAGUAACUCAGUCAAUAAAUAGCAGUGCUUGCCCUCA